CGCCGGAAGGCCCGACUCCGAGCUGCGGCUGAGAUGAGUGCAGUGUCGGAGCCGCAGGCCGCGCACAGUGCCCUGGAGAAGCCGCCCACCACGGCGAUCCUGUGCCACACCUGCGGCAGUGUGUGCAAGGGGGAGGUGCUGCGCGUCCAGAGCAAGUACUUCCACAUCAAGUGCUUCGUCUGCAAAGCAUGUGGCUGUGACCUGGCCGAGGGCGGCUUCUUCGUGCGGCAGGGCGAGUACAUCUGCACGCGGGACUACCAGCGGCUCUACGGGACCCGCUGCUUCAGCUGCGACCAGUUCAUCGAGGGCGAGGUGGUGUCGGCGCUCGGCAAGACCUACCACCCCGACUGCUUCGUCUGUGCCGUCUGCCGGUUGCCCUUCCCCCCCGGGGACCGAGUGACCUUCAACGGGAAGGAAUGCGUGUGCCAGAAGUGCUCCCUGCCCGCGUCGGGGAGCAGCAGCGCGCACCCGUCCCAGGGCCUCUGGAGUUGCGGGGGCUGUGGCACAGAAAUCAAAAACGGCCAGUCCCUGGUGGCCUUGGACAAGCACUGGCACUUGGGCUGUUUUAAGUGCAAGACUUGCGGGAAACAGCUGAACGCAGAGUACAUCAGCAAGGAUGGGCUGCCCUACUGCGAGGCCGACUACCACACCGAGUUUGGCAUCCGCUGUGACGGCUGUGACAAGUUCAUCACGGGGCACGUGCUGGAGGCGGGGGAGAAACACUACCACCCCUCGUGUGCACUAUGCGUCAGGUGCGGCCGGAUGUUUGCGGAGGGCGAGGAGAUGUACCUUCAAGGCUCCUCCAUCUGGCACCCGGCGUGUCGACAGGCGGCCAGAACUGAAGACAAGAACAAGGAAACCAGAACUUCCUCAGAGAGCAUCAUUUCGGGUCCUGCUUCCAGCACCUCAGGGUCUCCGAGCCGCGCAAUUUAUGCGAAGCUGGGCGAUGAGAUUCUCGACUACAGAGACUUGGCUGCUCUUCCCAAGAGCAAGGCCAUCUACAACAUCGACCGCCCCGACAUGAUCUCCUACUCGCCCUACGUCAGCCACGCGGCGGGAGACAGGCAGAGCUGCGGCGAGGGGGAUCAGGACGACCGCUCCUACAAGCAGUGCCGGACCUCCAGCCCGAGCUCCACGGGGUCGGUCAGCCUUGGGCGUUACACCCCGACCUCACGGUCGCCCCAGCACUACAGCCGUCCAGCUGGUACUCUGAGUGUCGGUACCAGUAGCUGCCUGUCCCUGUCCCAACACCCAAGCCCUACCUCCGCGUUCAGACAUCAUUACAUCCCCUACUUCCGAGGCAGCGAAAGUGGCCGGAGCACCCCCAGCCUCUCGGUGCUCUCAGACAGCAAGCCUCCCCCCUCCACCUACCAGCAGGCUCCUCGCCACUUCCACGUCCCAGACACGGGCGUAAAAGAUAACAUCUAUAGGAAACCCCCCAUCUACAAACAGCAUGCCGCGAGGCGAUCGGAUGGCGAGGAUGGAAGUUUUGACCAGGAUAACAGGAAGCAGAAGACCAGCUGGCUGAUUCUCAAGGGGGAUGCAGACACCAGGACUAACUCUCCAGACCUAGACAGCCAGUCCUUGUCCCACAGCAGCGGGCCCGAUAGAGACCCUCUCCAAACAACGCAAGGGGACAGCUUUUACUCACGAUGCCCCUAUUCCAAAUCUGACCCUCUCCCAGGACAUGGAAAGAAUGGCUUGGACCACCGGAAUGCCAAUCUGGCCCCUUGUGGAGCAGACCCGGAUGCCAGCUGGGGCACGCGAGAAUACAAGGUCUAUCCUUAUGACGCGCUCAUCGUGACAAACCGGAUCCGCGUGAAACUGCCCAAAGAUGUGGACCGGACGAGGCUGGAGAGACACUUGUCACCGGAGGAGUUCCAGGAAGUGUUUGGGAUGAGCAUGGAAGAAUUUGAGCGCCUGGCCCUCUGGAAGAGGAACGACCUCAAGAAGAAAGCCCUGUUGUUUUGACGGCCACCAAGGCUCCUGACCAUGCGUGCCAGUGGCAGAGCCACGGGAAACCUGGCGAGAACCACGAAAACCCCUCCUCUUGCACCUGGCUCUGUCUUCUCUGUGUCGAUGGGUGGUGGUGGGCACCUGGGGGGCUGCGCUGGGGCUGGGGCGGGAGAAGGCCCCCCAGCGGGGGCAGCCCCUGUUUCUGCCAGUGACCCCCUGCCUAGUUUAGGGCCCAGGCACCUGGCUUUGCACUGCUCCUUCCCCGCUGUUGCUUGGCAUCAGGGAGAUGCUGCAAAGUAGCCCAGGAGAUGGAGGGACGUUUACACGGCCGCAGCCCGCCUUCCCGGCCUCCAUGCGGUGCCCCAGCCCCUGCACUGGGCCGUGGGGGCACAGAGGUGACCGAGACCUGAGAUUCGAGGAGGCUUGUCACGGACAAGCACCAACACAAUCAUGGUGGGUGGGCACUUGGCUCCCGGUGUGUGCUCGCCCCCGCCCGCCCGCUCAGCCCAGGGAGCUGGCCUGGCACACAGCGUCUGGUUCGCAGUGCCCACAGGCCAGGGCAGGGAGAGGGCUGCGCAGAGCAUGGGGGCGCGGUUUCUGCAGCUGUUUGUGACAAGUCUGUUUUUAGGGACGAACGUCACCUUGGCGGGGCCUUCCACCGGGGCCCUCCGUGCACUGCGUCUUUCUUCCAAAUCAUCCCCUAGAUGCCUAAAUGAUAUCUUUAAAGUAACACAAAAGUUUUUAUUUUAUUAAAAAGUAUAGCCUACUUCAGCAUAAGACGACAUAUAUAAAGAGUUUAGUUUUACGGUCCCACGGAAGGGGAGCGCCUCCAGCCUUAUUCUCCACCGUUCCGAUCUGUGUGGUUUCGGUUCUUGGUGUGUUCCUGAUACAUAGAACCCCCUGUCUGUGUUUUUUUUUGCUUUUUUUCUUUCUUACCCAUCACACAGGUACCCUUAAAGGCAGACCCCCUAAAUAACGCUGUUUGUACGUGUGCGUGAAGUGUAGCCACCACUGUUUCCCUGCUGUUAUUUUCCAAGUCUUGGAGAGAAAACACCCUCCUCUGAUGGCCAAAGCCCCAGAAGGAAGGAUUUCCACGUCCCCAGCCUGAUCCCCAGCACAGCUGUGGGCGUGCCCUCUUUGUGACGUAGCCAGUGGUGUCCCACUUUUCCCACAGUAAGACACAAACACGGCCCGGGAGUGAGGCCUGGUGCGUGGUCCUGAGACAGACACCUGGACACUCGGGGAGGGA
Molecule: messenger RNA, 3205 nt
Organism: Diceros bicornis minor
Lineage: Eukaryota; Metazoa; Chordata; Mammalia; Perissodactyla; Rhinocerotidae
Gene: ABLIM2
Product: actin binding LIM protein family member 2
Exons: 21
Coding region: 34-1971 (645 amino acids)
Biological process (GO): lamellipodium assembly; cytoskeleton organization
Cellular component (GO): actin cytoskeleton
Molecular function (GO): actin filament binding
Source: RefSeq, a predicted model, not a curated record